AUGCUCAACAUUCCAGAAGAUUUACCCAGCAGACGCCAAAGAGUAUACUAUUGCUUGUCUAUACUGCUCUACAGUGAAGUUGGUUUUGGGGCAUUUAAAGAAGUUCCAUGGUUCCACUUUGAAUUUUACCAGCAGUUCCAGGCCUUGAGGUAUGCGGUGGAGGAGAUCAACAGAAGUUCUGAACUCCUCCCUAACCACACUCUGGGUUUCUAUGCCUAUGAUGGCUGUUGUGUUCUGCGAAGUGAACUGUGGGGAACACUGUGGAUGCUAACUGGUCUAAGCCAAGCAAUACCAAAUUACUGUUGCCAGGAAAUUCCUCCUCUGGUUGCCAUCAUUGGUCACUCAUUGUCAUCUCACUCCAUUCUUCUGGCUCAUAUCCUGGGACUGUACAAAUUCCCUCAGAUCAGCUACUACUCCACCAGCUCUCUUUUGAAUGAUAGAAUUCAAUUCCCCUCUUUUUUUAGGACUGUACCAAGUGAUGUCUUUCAGUCUAGGGGACUUGCUCAGUUGGUGGUGUAUUUUAAUUGGACGUGGGUGGGACUUCUUGCUGUGAAUGAUGAAUAUGGCAAUGAGGCAACCGAGCUCAUUAAACAGGAGAUAAUAAAGGAAGGAGCAUGUAUUGCCUACACUAUACACAUCUCAAGCAACCUGGUCUACAAAAACUUACCAAGCACUGUAAAAAUAAUAAAGGAGUCCAGUGCCAAUGUAAUAAUUGUAUUUUCUGUUGACACCUACCUAAUACCUCUUCUGGAGGAAAUGCUAAAACAGAACAUUACUGGAAAAACCCUUGUUGCAAGUGAAGCCUGGUCCAUUUCAACUGAUUUAUCAGUGGGAAAAUAUUCAUCCAUUCUAUCUGGAUCGAUUGGUUUUGCCUUCCAUAGCUCAGAAAUUCAAGGGUUUAAGGACUAUCUAAAUUCUAUUAAUCUUAUGACCACACCAGGGAUACCUUGGUUACAAAGACUUUGGGAAGAGAUUUUUGGAUGUAGGCUUUCUAGUAUGACAAACCUUACUGUUAAGAUAAGCAACGUAGAUCAGCCAUGCACAAGAGAUGAAAAUCUAGAACUGGUGCAAAACAGCUACAAUGAUGUUUCCAGCUUGAGAUCUUCCUACAAUAUCUAUACCGCAGUGUAUGUCAUAGCGAAAGCUCUUGAUGACUUUAGCCAUUGUCAACCACUAGAUGGACCUUUGACUGGCGGAAAAUGUUCAGACUUAAGAAAUAUUAAACCAUGGCAGUUACUGAAAUAUUUUUAUAAAGUCAAAGUAAAGAUGGACAACAAAAGGAUGGUUUACUUUGAUAAGAAUGGAAACCCACCAGCUGUUUAUGAUAUUGUCAACUGGCAACCAAGAGCAGAUGGUACCAUGAAACAGGUGAAAGUAGGCAGCUAUGAUGUUCAGUAUGAAUCUGGAGAGAUAUUUAGCAUCAAUACAAGCUUGAUAUGGUGGGCUACAGUAAAUCAGAAGACCCCCCUCUCUGUUUGUAGUGAAAGUUGUCCAGUAGGCUUCAAGAAAGUCAUUAAAAGAGGAGAACCAUUGUGCUGCUUUCAGUGUAUUCCAUGUGCCCAAGGAGAGAUCUCCAACCAGACAGAUUCAUUUGAGUGUUGGAGUUGUCCCUGGGACACGUGGCCCAACAACAAAAGAGACAGAUGUUUCCCAAAACCAACUGAGUUCCUUUCCUAUAAUGAUCCACUGGGGAUCACCAUGGCAGCUACAAGUUCUUUCUCUUCUGUGGUUCCAGUUUUUAUCUUUCAACUUUUUAUCCAGUAUAAAUCCACCCCAAUUGUGAGAGCCAAUAACUUUCAUGUGAGUUGCAUUCUCUUAGUAUCUCUGUCUUUGUGUUUCCUCUGUGCUUUGGCUUUCAUUGGUUACCCCCAACCUGAGAAGUGCCUUCUACGUCAGGCUGCAUUUGGUCUUGUCUUUGCCCUCUGUGUAUCCUGCAUUUUGGCCAAAACCAUAAUUGUUGUUUUUGCCUUCAAAGCCACUAAACCUGGGAGCAACCUCAAAAAAUGGACAACUCCUUAUGUACCUUAUAUGAUCAUUGUCAUCUGCACCCUCAUUCAAUUCAUUUUAUGUAUCUUUUGGUUGUCUGUCUCUCCUCCUUUCCCUCAAUACAAUAUUGAAGCUAAACCUGGAAUCAUUGUUGUAGAGUGCAAUGAAAAUUCUCCAUUUGCCUUCUGGUGCAUGCUGGGAUAUCUUGGAUUUUUAGCCUCUGUCAGUUUCACUGUAGCUUUCCUGGCCAGGAGACUCCCUGACAACUUCAAUGAGGCCAAAUUAAUAACAUUCAGUACGUUGGCCUUCCUCAGUGUCUGGGUGUACUUUAUUCCAGCCUCUCUCAGUGCCCAGGGCACGUAUACUGUUUCCAUGGAAGUCUUUGCCAUUCUGAUUUCCAGUUGGGCUCUUGUGGCCUGCAUGUUCUUCCCAAAAUGUUUUAUUAUAUUGUUCAAACCCAACAUGAACUCCAAAGAAAACCUCAUGGGGAAAAAUAUAAAUAGAAAAAUAAUGGUCAAGAAGGAUCUGUCGAAUGUUCAAUCUGUCCUCACUUUCCAGUAUAUACUUCUGAGGUUUCAUGAUGUAGAAAAGGAGUUGGAGAGCAGAUAA
Messenger RNA from Xenopus laevis (African clawed frog), 2595 nucleotides. Its product is annotated as extracellular calcium-sensing receptor. The coding region runs from base 1 to 2595 and encodes 864 amino acids. The transcript is spliced from 7 exons. NCBI's taxonomy places the organism in Eukaryota, Metazoa, Chordata, Amphibia, Anura, Pipidae. The record is from RefSeq and is a predicted model, not a curated record.